GGCGUGCUUCGCGUGCCACAGCCGGAGACCGGCAUACGCCCAUUUUAUUUCUGCCCUUUAAGUUUGUCGUUGGGUGUAAAAUGCAGGUUGCAACGAAAGUGCAACGGUUUUGCGUUUUGUUGUGGUGCAUACAGCUUUCCUACGGCGUGGUUAUACCCCCACCAUUCAACUUAUGAAGUCACCAAAUAAUAAACAUGCUGGAAAGACGAUUCUGGUCAAACUGCGCUUUAAUACUACUGCUAUUAACUUCGAUAUCAAUUUGGCAUAUUUACACCAGCCAUUCCAUUACGAUCCGUUCUGCUUACGAUUACAAUACAUCAACACGAUACUCACCUCUUAGUUUCACACUCCACACCGCAAAUUCGUCAUACAAACAUCCGAUGUACCAGCUGCCCCAGUUGGAUUACAACACCUUAAUGAAUCUGACAACAUUCGACUUCGCGAUCCUGAACAAAUGCAAGACGUGGCCUCUGUUGCUCAUUCUAGUUCACAGCGCUCCCAAUAAUUACCAUCGCCGCAAAAGUAUUAGGGAGACAUGGGGAAGUAAAUUGCAAAAUGCUUCGAUCUUUUUCAUGUUGGGGCUCGCGCGGGAAUCUAGGCUCCAAAAGAAAAUUGCGGAGGAAAACAGGAACCAUCGGGAUAUCGUGCAAGGGACGUUCCUGGACGUCUACAGAAACGUGACGUACAAGCACGUCAUGUCGCUCAAAUUUGCAAUUUACCAUUGCCCGAACGCCAAAUACAUUCUUAAGACUGACGACGACGUAUUCGUUAACAUGCCUAGGAUAGUGAAUUUUCUAACUGUAGAUUUGUCGCCGUACGGCGCCGAAAGAUUGCUUUCGUGCUCGAAACGGGCACAUUCGCCCGUCAAGCGAUCGUUCCGUUCCAAGUGGAGGGUUUCGUUCAACGAGUAUCAGAACGAGUACUAUCCGGCGUACUGUCCCGGAUGGGUCAUCAUGUAUUCGCCCGACGUCAUCUUCGUCUUAUAUCGCGAGGUGCAGAAGUUUGAUUAUUUUUGGAUCGACGACGUCCUGAUUACGGGCAUUUUGAGAGAAAGGGAAAAUAUUGAGAUACACGACGCUACUUCAAUGAUACUACCUUGCGAUAACUUAAAGAAAAUUCUACAGCACGAGAUUAUCGACCAGGGCGCUGACUUUUUGUAUGGACCGGCUGAUCUGUCAAUAAGAGAAAUGUACGCUUUAUUUCAUUUGGUCAAGAACGUCAGUAGCCUGAAAUCUAGACCGAGUGCCAGGCGAUUCCUUAAACUAUCAUCUCCGAAGUAGAUGGGUCAGCAAUCCAAAACAUCGUCGAAAUGCGAAUAUCCUGCAUCAAGUAAUAAGCUCUCAAUUUAUCCCUCGGUUUUAAUAAUUUUCGAAGAUAUAGGUAUAUGAAGUGCCUUCAUUCGCUCAUAAAAAUAUGCCAAAUUAUUUCAUGAGGUUAAAUGAUUGCGCGCCGAUUGCGUGCCGAAACUGGCCAAAAGAAAGUGUCUAAUCUUAAUUUAAUUAAUCUAAAUGUAGGAUGUUAAAACAUUUUAGAUAAUCUAAAUUAACCGUUAAAUGGUCAUAACGUUUCCAAUGUGAACUAAUAACUUUUUUUUUGGUAUUGAAUGUAAGUUGUUGGUUUUGGAAUUCAGUGUAUGAAAGGGUCCAUUUUAGUACUUAAAUAUGAAAAUGAUAUUAAUUCUAUGCAGAUUUGAGUCUAGUAAUAAUGAAAUGUUUAUUCAAUGUGACAAAUUCUUUUAAUAUGCGGAGCAUUGUAUUUUUAUACAUUAGAAAAGGUAUCCAAUUUUUUUUUCAUACCAAUUACGUGUUAAGGAAAAUUUUAUUGUUAGUAUUUAAGAGAUUUAGUUUUAGCUGUUUACGCCAUCCAGUUUCUGGUAGCAUUUUAUGAUUGUAUAGGGGUGAUUUUGUACAGGAAAUGAUAUACCUAUUUUUGUGAUUUUAGAUAGUUAUGUAAGUAUUAGAAGUAUUAGAUACUUGUUUGUUAACAUAUCAUUUGUUGCACUUGAUCUGUAAGUACCAUCACUGGCAAAGUUAAUGACCCCUC
Molecule: messenger RNA, 2043 nt
Organism: Photinus pyralis (common eastern firefly)
Lineage: Eukaryota; Metazoa; Arthropoda; Insecta; Coleoptera; Lampyridae
Product: beta-1,3-galactosyltransferase 5-like
Exons: 3
Coding region: 195-1280 (361 amino acids)
Cellular component (GO): membrane
Molecular function (GO): hexosyltransferase activity
Source: RefSeq, a predicted model, not a curated record